CUUAUUUCAAGUAUUAUUUUUACGACACACUGCGGCACUCAUGAAUCAUUAAAUUCGCAUCUUCCCACUGAAUGACACCCAUAAAUGAGUGUGGACAACGUUUUUCGGAACGUCUGUAGCCGAAAAUGCCGACAACUGAAUAGCGAUCGGUUCGAGCGCAUUUUACAUACAAUUUCUUGCUCGACCACCAUGUCGACUCCUACAAAACCACUCAGCAUACGUGGCCGGCCCAUUCAGCCCCAGGAUGGCCAAAGUGGUGCCUCUGGCUCCUUGACUGGUACCUCGACACCCCUGGGAACCCCCGAUAUGCGAGCUCUGCGUGCUCAGUACACCGGAACCCCUCCGCCAAAUUCUCUUGCUAUUCCACCACGAAACAUUCCAGUGAGAACCGCAUCUCCGACUCCCACUAGCAACGCUUCUCUACCGAGCGUCGCUGGCAGCGGUCCAGGACCUCAGGCUGGUAUAGCCGGUAUUGCUGCCUUACGAGGACGUACAGGGACACCAUCGCCGUCAGAAGGAAACGCCACGCCUUUGCCACCGGAUGUGGAUGAUCUUCCAGAGGAAGAGAAAAUCAAGGUACUUCGGCGACAUUUGGUCUCAAAAGAGGAGCGGCAACGAAACAACGAGGACCCUCAGGCCUCGUCAUCCUCGUCAACACACCAUCCCCACGAAACUACCGAACCGUUCCCAGUCCACUAUGACGUUCCGGGUGCUGAUGUAACCCACGAUAUUUACAAAUGGCAGUCCAACCAGAAAAAGAGAUUACGAGCUGCAUCAGUCGCAGUAGCCUCCAGUUCCAUGCCUGAUCCUGCGUUUGAGCACAUCCAUGAACCUGGAGGUUUUAGGAGGAACUAUGUUCUACUGCGGGCCAACGAGGAAGGUGCAGAGGAACCUCAAGUUCUCAACAACUUUAUAGAUUUCCUGUUCUUGUUCGGGCAUUUCGCUGGAGAAGACCUAGAGGAGGAUGAGGAAGAACAGGAAUCCGACCUCGAGAGCGCAGCUCAAAUGGCAAUUGAAGGUGUCAUCGAUGAGACAGCACCCCUCUUGAGUGGGAAGACGAGCCUAGUGAGGUCGAGGUCCCGUUCACGACGCGCGGCGUCGUCUAUAGGCCCGCAUGGAAAUGCAACAGUCAGCCAAGCUGUUCUUAUGCUUCUCAAAGCCUUCAUUGGAACGGGCGUUCUAUUCCUGGGGCGUGCGUUCUACAAUGGAGGCAUACUGUUCUCGGCAUUUCUGUUUCUCUUCAUUGCGGCGAUAUCGUUAUACUCGUUCAUUCUUCUGGUACAUACUAAAUUUGUGGUCUCGGGUAGUUUCGGAGAUAUUGGUGGGGCCCUGUAUGGAAACUGGAUGCGGCAGCUCAUCCUUGGGUCUAUCGUCGUGUCACAAAUGGGUUUUUGCGGCGCAUACAUGAUCUUCGUCGCAGAGAACAUGCAGUCAUUUGUCAUGGGCGUUACGCACUGUGCCAAGUUGGUUGGAGUGCAAUACUUUCUUCUUAUGCAGCUUGUGUUCUUCCUACCCUUGGUUCUUAUCAGAGAUCUUGCCAAGCUGAGCACGACCGCACUCAUCGCUGAUGUUUUCAUCCUUGCCGGCUUGAUCUAUAUCUUUGGAAGCGAGUUUAAAAUAAUAGCCAACAGAGGCGUUGCCGAUGUUGCGUUGUUCAAUCCGAAGGACUUUCCGUUGUUUGUGGGAACAGCAGUGUUUUCGUUUGAGGGUAUUGGACUUGUGAUACCCAUUACCGAUGCUAUGAGGGAGCCGCACAAGUUUCCUGCUGUCAUAUCUGGUGUGAUGGUUGGUCUAGUUGUUCUCUUCGGUGGAGCUGGUGUGCUAGCGUAUUUGACAUUCGGCUCUGAUAUCAAAACUGUCGUUCUGGUGAAUUUGGACACUUCGAGCCCAAUGGUUCAAGCUGUUCAAUUUCUUUACUCGGUCGCCAUCAUGCUCUCAGUGCCUCUGCAGCUGUUCCCUGCGGUCCGAAUUAUGGAGAACGGCUUGUUUGUCCGCAGUGGAAAGAUCGAUGUGAAAGUCAAGUGGCUGAAGAACUUUUUCCGUUUUCUGGUGGUCAUUGUCACGACACUUAUAAGUUAUAUCGGUGCGGCGGACUUGGACAAAUUUGUUGCGUUCGUUGGAUGUUUUGCCUGUGUGCCGUUGUGUUACGUGUAUCCUGCCAUGCUUCACUACAAAGCGUGUGCACAUACACGUAGUGCGAAGCUUAAAGAUAUCGCAAUGAUGGUGUUUGGUAUGCUUGCUGCCAUAUACACGACGAUACAGACUCUUCGGUUGAUAUUUGAACCUGGGGUUGGAGAACCGUCAUCUGGAAGCUGCGAUCCCCCGACAUAGAUGAUAUAGACGGUUAGACUAUGAAUACCUAGGGCAUAAUUUGUUAUAGGAUCUUACCGUACUUGUAAUAUCGCGAUAAUCUUGUAAUUCAAGCCAUCAUGUGGCGGUCUAAACUUGCA
Messenger RNA from Desarmillaria tabescens, 2450 nucleotides. Its product is annotated as vacuolar amino acid transporter 4. The record is from RefSeq and is a predicted model, not a curated record. Gene Ontology annotation, molecular function: L-amino acid transmembrane transporter activity. Lineage: Eukaryota; Fungi; Basidiomycota; Agaricomycetes; Agaricales; Physalacriaceae. Gene Ontology annotation, cellular component: vacuolar membrane. Gene Ontology annotation, biological process: amino acid transmembrane transport. The transcript is spliced from 10 exons. Bases 85 to 2331 code for a protein of 748 amino acids.